Molecule: messenger RNA, 1248 nt
Organism: Brassica napus (rape)
Lineage: Eukaryota; Viridiplantae; Streptophyta; Magnoliopsida; Brassicales; Brassicaceae
Product: putative F-box protein At1g32420
Exons: 2
Coding region: 1-1248 (415 amino acids)
Molecular function (GO): protein binding
Source: RefSeq, a predicted model, not a curated record
AUGAAGAAGAGAGGAAAGGAAAACCAGAAGUCUUUACGAAAAGGUCAUCAAGGUGGAGAAAAGUUACCACAGUCAAUCAAUGUCCCUUAUGAUCUAGCGGUCGAGAUACUCUCGAGACUACCGGUGAAAACACUUGCGAGGUUACGAUGUGUAUCGAAGCUAUGGUCAUCUAGUAUCAUUACCGAGGCGAUCAAAACUAGGGCUUUGACUCAGCCACGCCAGCUCGUCGUUUGCUACCACCGGUCGAUCCAAUCUUCAUAUAUCUCCUCGUAUACUUAUCCUCUCAAUGCUAACACAACAUUCGUAGCCGCAGACAGAGGUGGUCUUGCCAUGUCUCCUCCUUGUCGUACACUAUAUCAACGCAGAAGCACCUUCGACUAUGCAUAUGUCCGAGGAUUAAUCUUUUAUUACUCAGACUCUAAGCAGUUUGCGAUAUACAACCCUACCACGAGUCAAAACGUUUUGUUGCCGCGCACAGUGGGAUACCAUAAAGAAAACAAAUCAUUUGAUGGAUUCUCUAGGUAUGAUCCAGUUGCGAACGUAGCCGAGAGCAAGUACUAUCAUGGAUUCUUUGGAUAUGAUCCAGUUAAGGAUCAAUACAAAGUCUUGCGUUUUAUUAAAGGGGCAACAAUAUGCGAUUAUUCUUGUAUGGUUAUAACAUUUAGAGGUCCAAAUAAACAAGAAUGGAGAAAGAUUGAAAUUCAAGAAGAUAUCGCUCCGCCGAGAGGUAAUGGUGUGUGCAUCAAUGGAAUUAUCUAUUACCUAGGAGGCACAUUAACAAGUAGUGUGUUAGUAUUAGGGAGGUUCGACGUUAGGUUUGAGAGAUUUGAUCAUAUCCAGAUGCCCAUAGAUGUGGAGAUGAAUCAGUUGGAGGAGUUGAGUUUAGUAAACUACCAAGGGAAACUAGGAUGCACGUUUUACAGCAAAGAUAGAGCAGAGGUGUGGGUUAUGAAAGAUCAUGGCAGCGAGAAACAUGAAUGGUCUAAGGUUACUAUUGACAUGUCUCUUCCUGAUAUGUUAAAGACUCUUGUAGCUGGUGUCACUCUUGAUGGUGAAAUUGUGAUAAUGCCCAAGACAUUGGAUUCUGCUCAAACGUUGUUAUACGCAUACUUUUACAACCCCAAGGAAAACAAGACUAGAAGAGUUGAGUUUGAAACCAACUUGAAGGGGGAACUAGAAGAAGAAGACGAAGAAGAAGAAGAGGAAGAAGACGAAGAAAUCAGCGACCACCACUGUUUUCUCUUAUAA